GCUUAUAUUAUACGUCAUCUACUCUUCAAGUUUAAAACAAUUGCAUAGCGAAGUACGCUUAUUUUUUACAAAAGUCGAAUUGAAUUGCAGUGACAUUUUGAAUUCAUCAAACGCAUACAAAUAUCAAAUACAUAUGUUGCCUCUAUGCCUCUGGUAUAGAUCGAUGAGUAUAGCUCUAUCUGUGACGCUCUUUGACGCGGUAUGAGACGUAAACACGGAACAGGUUGAGAGGUCGAGGAGAGACCGGUGACAUAACGUGUGGAAUCAGGGCUCCAACAAGUCCGUGUCAUUGAUCGUUUCUGUGCCCCCUCAGUGCCUCAUGGCUGGCCGGCUGCUGAAGGUGUCCUCUGUGGCCACGGCGCUGGUCGCCACCUCGGGGGUGUACCUCUACACCAAACAGCUGGACCCCAACGACCUCAGCCUCGUGCGCUUCGGCCGUGCAGCCGCCGCCACCGCUGUCAUCAGCUAUGACUACCUCACCGCCUUCAGGAACGUGGAACCCGGCACAGAUGAAUACUCGGCCCUCAAAUCCAAGGUAAUGCGCGGUCGCCACGCCUGCUGUUUAUCUUUAGCCCCUAGAGCCCCUAGCCCCUGGAGCUAGCCCCUAGCUCCUCAC
Messenger RNA from Gadus macrocephalus (Pacific cod), 616 nucleotides. RefSeq names its product aarF domain-containing protein kinase 1-like. The transcript has 3 exons. NCBI's taxonomy places the organism in Eukaryota, Metazoa, Chordata, Actinopteri, Gadiformes, Gadidae. The record is from RefSeq and is a predicted model, not a curated record. Bases 320 to 601 code for a protein of 93 amino acids.